Messenger RNA from Fusarium odoratissimum NRRL 54006, 1035 nucleotides. RefSeq lists its product as uncharacterized. Gene Ontology annotation, cellular component: cytoplasm. Gene Ontology annotation, molecular function: saccharopine dehydrogenase activity. Lineage: Eukaryota; Fungi; Ascomycota; Sordariomycetes; Hypocreales; Nectriaceae. The coding region runs from base 1 to 1035 and encodes 344 amino acids. The record is from RefSeq and is a predicted model, not a curated record. The transcript is spliced from 5 exons.
AUGCCUGAGAAGAAGAUUCUUGCUCUGGGAAGUGGCAUGGUUGCAAAGCCAUGUGUUGAUUACCUGCUCCGGGACAAGAAAAACGUUCUCACAAUUGCCUGCCGUACUCUUUCUUCCACCCAAAAUGUUGCAGCUGAAAGGUCUUCAGCUAAAGCCGCCGCCCUUGACGUCGCUUCACCGGAGCUUGGCCAUCACGUCGCCGAACACGACCUCGUCAUUUCUCUCGUACCGUUUGUCCACCAUGCGGCCAUCGUUCAAUCGGCUAUCAAGGGCAAUACAAACGUUAUUACCACAAGCUACGAUUCUCCUACCCCUGAAGUAUCUGACAACCCUUUGCGUUUCAAGUUUUCUUGGUCCCCCCGCGGCGCCUUGCUUUCGCAGCAGAUUUCCGCUACCUUUCUCCAAGAUGGCAACCUCAUUGAGGUUUCCAACAAGGAUCUCAUGAACAAGGCAGUUCUAUACCAUGUUCUUGAUGGGUACUCGUUUCUUGCGUAUCCCAAUCGAGAUUCCGUACCAUAUCGUCAAGCUUAUGGAAUAGCCGAAGCUCACGCCGUCAUCCGGGGCUCCAAAGCCUGGCUGAAUGAGGGUCUGAAGUGGUCUCACAUUCAGCAGCAGCUUACAGGCGCAGCUUCUGCCACUGAGGUUGAUCUUCUGGCCAAGAUAGAUGAGGUUUGCAGUUUCCGCUCCCCCGAAGAACGUAGUAAGAUCUUGGUCGGCCUCAAGUGGAUGGGGCUAUUCUCGGAUGAAGUCGCUGCCGUCCGCGAUUCUCCCCUCGGCACUCUCCGAUCAACUGGACAAGAUAUGCAGCUUCCAGGUCGCACGUCGGCCCUCGAACUCUUUGGGGAGCCUGGCGGCUACUCGGCCAUGGCCAAGUCUGUCGGGUUGACCUGCGGCAUUGCCAUCCAGCUGCUUCUUGACGACGAGCCAGCCUCCAACAAGCCUGGCGUGAUUGCUCCCUACUCCCGCGAGAUCUGUGACCCUAUCCGAGUCAGAGCCGAAGCCGAGGGGAUCAAGCUUGUGGAGCAUACUCUCUAG